UACAGCUGGCAAAGACGGGAAUUCCAUCCUUUGCCGCCCAAACCUGUCCGGACCUCCCCUGUUAAACAGAGAACGGUACCCUCCAGAUCACCGUCACCUGCUGUGUCACGAUCGCGCUCGCGCUCUCCUGAUUCUUACUACUCCCAUAUCUCUUCGCGAGGUCGUUCGCACUCAAGAUCGUUGUCUCCAAGAUCGCAGCAACAUAGCUAUAGUCCAGCCCGACGCCGUGGCCGGACACCUAUUGACAGGGGAAGAACCGACCGAGAGGCCAAAAGUUGGAAGUCAUGGUCUCCUGGGUCAUCUCAUCAUAGCUGGACCAUGCGUAGAGGGCGUCGACACAGCCUUUCGUCGGCCUCGUCUGUAAGCCGGAGUAGAAGCAGAAGUUCAAGCCGCAGUAUGGAUGACCGGCCCAGAGCCAAGCAUCGUCUACCUCCCGCCACCUCUAUCAAUGACAUAUCACUGUCCAUAUCACAAACCACUCUCCAACAACAACGUGGCGGUGUCCCCCCGCCUUCAAGGGACUCUGAAUUGCGGCCCAAUGGAAAAACGAAAACAAAUGGAAAACAGGCUAAUCGACGUCGACAUCUCUCGCCGGAAAAUGAGCGUUAUGCCGCCGAGCAAAUGCCUCCUCCAGCUAAAGUCCCACGAACGUCUACAAAACAUCCCUUCGACGAUUCUCCCAUCAGCCAACCGCCAUCAUCCGCGUCCGGUCGGGCUGAUUUUGAUUCUCCUAGAAUCCGAAAGACCUCGAAGGCAGGAUUUAGGCCCAUUGGGGAACCCAGUUCAACAGUGAAAUUGUUUUUCCCACGUGACGAAGAGGACGAUGAAUCUGGUCCCGCUCCUCAACAUAAGUCACCCGUGUCCCCUCAGAUUCAGUCAGAGGUACCUGCGAAGCGUUCUCGCGAUGAAGGCACAACCGAUAGAGAUGAAGAUUUCCGCGGAAGUGUCCUGUCGAGGUCUUUGCCGUCCCAACAAGUCCCUGGUCUGCGCGAGACCGUCCCAAAGAUCAAAUCUCUGGCCCCCCAGCCUAUGCAGGUUCCGCCUUCAUCUGUCCGUGACGCGCUGAAAGUUUCACUUGUGCCGAAGCCAGCAGGCAGUGGUGAUGUUUCCAUCAGUCCUAUGCAGCAGUCGCAUACAGUGGAGCCAGAGGCAGAGGGUACACCACGACCAUCCUCGCCGUCCGCAACGACUUGCAAGGACCUCUAUGCCAUUGUCUCCCAGGUUGGCGAAGGCACGUUUGGCAAGGUAUAUAAGGCUCGCAAUGUCAUCACCAAUGUCCACGUGGCGCUCAAGCGAAUUCGCAUGGAAGCAGAAAAGGAUGGCUUCCCAGUUACUGCCAUGCGGGAGAUCAAGCUACUGCAGUCCUUGCGACAUCAGAAUGUCGUCCGCCUUUACGAGAUGAUGGUAUCAAACGGAUCUGUGUAUAUGGUGUUCGAGUACAUGGACCAUGACCUUACGGGGGUUUUGUCUCAGACGCAGUUCUCGUUUUCAGAGGCCAAUCUGAAGUCCCUUUGCAGCCAAAUGCUUGCUGGGCUGGCAUAUCUGCAUCACAAAGGCGUCAUCCACCGUGAUAUUAAGGGUUCCAACAUUCUUAUCAACAACCGAGGGGAGCUGAAACUUGCCGACUUUGGUCUGGCACGCUUUUACCAGAAGCGCCGACGAAGUGAUUAUACCAAUCGUGUCAUCACUCUAUGGUAUCGACCACCUGAGUUGCUCUUUGGGGCUACGGUAUAUGGGCCUGAAGUGGAUAUGUGGAGUGCAGGCUGCAUCAUGCUAGAGCUUUUCACCAAGAAGCCAGUAUUCCAGGGGAAUGAUGAAAUCCAUCAGUUGGACGUGAUCUACCGUAUUCUUGGAACUCCUUCUACUGAGCGAUGGUCAGGGCUCACCGCACUGCCAUGGUAUGAGCUGGUGAAGCCAAAGGAUGUGAUCCAUGGUCAUUUCCGCGACCUAUUCUCCCGAUGGUUGUCGCCCGCAGCCCUCGACCUGGCAGAGCGGCUUCUUUCUUACGAUCCGACGCAGAGAGUCACUGCUGUCGAGGCUCUUGAAGCUCCCUACUUCAAAGAAGAGCAACCUCCACCUCAGUUGCCCGUUGACCUAUCCACUCUAGAAGGCGAAUGGCAUGAACUGGAGACCAAACGGGAGCGAGCGAAGAAGCGUCGUAAACUAGAAAAUGGGCUCUUGUAGCAUGUCUCAUCGGUAUGGUUGAUUAUAAUGUACUGGACACUGUAUGCAUGGCACCAACUACACAUCGUAGCGUACAAGAAUUGCA
Molecule: messenger RNA, 2269 nt
Organism: Suillus paluster
Lineage: Eukaryota; Fungi; Basidiomycota; Agaricomycetes; Boletales; Suillaceae
Product: kinase-like domain-containing protein
Exons: 6
Coding region: 319-2184 (621 amino acids)
Biological process (GO): positive regulation of transcription elongation by RNA polymerase II; transcription elongation by RNA polymerase II; protein phosphorylation
Cellular component (GO): cyclin/CDK positive transcription elongation factor complex; nucleus
Molecular function (GO): ATP binding; cyclin binding; RNA polymerase II CTD heptapeptide repeat kinase activity
Source: RefSeq, a predicted model, not a curated record